Messenger RNA from Onychostoma macrolepis, 3122 nucleotides. It is a transcript of the gene erc2, whose product is annotated as ERC protein 2. Gene Ontology annotation, molecular function: structural constituent of presynaptic active zone. The record is from RefSeq and is a predicted model, not a curated record. The transcript is spliced from 14 exons. Gene Ontology annotation, biological process: regulation of synaptic plasticity; neuromuscular synaptic transmission; maintenance of presynaptic active zone structure. Gene Ontology annotation, cellular component: cytoskeleton of presynaptic active zone. NCBI's taxonomy places the organism in Eukaryota, Metazoa, Chordata, Actinopteri, Cypriniformes, Cyprinidae. Bases 404 to 2008 code for a protein of 534 amino acids.
GUAAGGGCUUGCUGACAGAUCUUCUUGCUGUGGGGAAAACACCUCACAUGAAUUAUUGAUAAUGGCUGCCUGAGGGUGUGUUUAACAGCCUGCUGUGUCAUUAUGAGAGAGAUCACAUUUUAGACGAAGGAAGCCGUACAGUUAAAAAGCAAAAGAAAAUUAAAUGAAUAAUAGAUAGAGACAGAGCACAAUUGUUCAGCGAUGACAUGUAUAGAAGAAAACCUAGGCAGAGAGAAAGGAAGAACAAAGGUGUACAUGUAGCUUAGCUAUCAAAACAUCACAAAAAGGAAUCAAAUACUGUUAUAGAAAGAGCAGUUGGUUAAAAUGAGCACAAGAGGACGUCUUCUUUAGGUCAGUGUAAGAAAGCAUUAGAAAGACAGAGAUACUGCACUGGCAUGCGAGAAUGACGAGUCGACAUCCCUGUUUCUAUCGAGUUCCUCCACAGCAGUUACACAGGAGAAACCAGCUAACAGAAGCCACCCAGACUAAAGUCCUCAACACCGUCAUCAGCGUGAAGAGAACAUCACCAGCUUUGUGUUACGAGCCUGAUUUCAUAUGGAAGGACACCAACUUUGCAUCACUGGAGCGGAAUAUUCGAGACCUGGAGGACGAGAUCCAAACGAUGAAGACAAAUGGCCUUUGGCACACAGAUGGCCGGGGUGAAGACUUCAAACAGAUGGAAGUCUAUAAGAACCACUCAAAGUUCAUGAAGAACAAGAUUGAUCUGCUGAAACAGGAAGUAGUAAAGAAAGACUCUGAGUCGAUGGCGCUGCAAACUAAGCUUGACACACUGAGCAAUCAAAACUCUGACUGCAAACAGCACAUAGAAGUCCUGAAGGAAUCUCUCAUAGCCAAAGAACACAGAGCUAAUAUCCUUCAGACAGAGGUGGAUGCUCUACGUCUACGUCUGGAAGAGAGAGAGUCAUUCCUAAGCAAGAAGAUCAGUCAGACCCAGGAUCUCAUAGAAGAGAAGGGAACACUAAAUAGUGAGAUAUGUGACCUGAAGGACAUGUUGGAGGUCAAGGAGAAGAAAAUCAACAUCCUGCAGAAAAAGGCUGAGAACCUGCAGGAGCAGUUAAAAGACAAAGACAAACAGUUGGACAGUUUGGGGGACAGAGUGACAUCUCUGCAAGCCGACACCAGCAACACAGACACAGCUCUCAUUACACUGGAAGAGGCUCUCUCUGAGAAGAUAGAAGAGGCAGAAAUGUAUAAGAAUGAAAAUAAGGAACUGAAAAGCCAACUUGCCUCCCUACAAGAGCGUCUCUCAGAGAAAGAGGCGUGUGAAGCUGAACACAUUGCUCGCUGGAACCCUGAGCUGUCAGGGCAACUGCAGGUUGUCCAAACAGAAGCUGUCCAUCAUAAAGAGGAAGUGGAGAAGUCUAAUGCUGAAGUCCAGAGAUUGCUGGCUCUUUUGCGGGAGCUGCAGUCUCAACGUCUUGAGCAGGACAAGAGAAUCAUUGAGCUGGAGAGACAAGUGAAGGAACAGAACCAAAAGCAGUCUGUGAAUCCAGGCCAAGCUGGAGAAAUGAGUCCCAAUACUUCAAGACAGUUGGACGAUUUGAUGUCGGCUCUAGACAAAACCAGAAAAGAGUUAGACGCUACAAGACAACAGUUGUCGUCUACGCAGAAUGCUCUGUCUGAACGUGACAAUGAGAUGAGCAGGAUACGAGCUGAUCACAGUAAACAGCUAACAGAGAUCCUGCAGUUAAAACAACAGGCUUUGCUGGCUGCUGUCAGUGAAAAAGAUGGCUGCAUCAAUCUACUAGAACUUUCUCCCAUGAGAAACAUAUCGACCUCUGAGAAUGUAAUGACCUUGAGGAGAGAGAAGGAAAGGUUUACGAAUUAUCAAAAACAGCAGGCACACAGCAGGAUGAAGCACAUGGCAGAACAUUAUGAAGAUGGACACAUUCAUCCACAGUAUUCCCAUCAUUCGCAUCAUGGACAGCAGCGUGAACUGAUCUCCCCCCCACCAGAGCAGGAUGAUGAGGAUGGCAUAUGGGCAUGACAAAACAGAAACUCCACUGAAUGUUAGAAACCGGGGCAUUCCAGGUGGAGGAUGGAGCAGAGCCCCUGGACCCAUGCUUUAUAGGGAUUGACCAGCCAUAAAACCAAGUGGAGGCCUCCUUAAGUGCUAGCUUCUGAGAGGGGUGCACCUGAACACACAGGAGCCUCUAGAUCAGGGAAGAAGAGGGCUGUCUCCAGAGCUGCCAUCAUCCUUGCCAUCUAGUCUAGUGAUGUAUGUGCAGUUACUGUAGUGAACUCUUCAUGCUGGACUGAAGAAUGUUGAGCACACUGGUGCACCAAUCUCUGCUCGUGGAUAGCGGUCUUUAACUAAAUAUUUUGAUGGGACUGAGCUUCUUUGACGCACAUUGAGUGUAGAUUAUGCAGUGCCUUGCACGGACCCCAGUUUAAUGUACUGUUAAGUGUUUUGAAGUUUAAUUGUCUUUGCUUUUCAUAAGCCUAUGCAUUUAAAGGGUUAGUUUGCCCAAACAUGAAAAUGUGCUCACCCUCAGGCCAUCCAAGCUGUAGAUGAGUUUGUUUCUUCAUUGGAAGAGAUUCAGAGAAAUGUAGCAUUCCAUAACUUGCUCACAUGUGGAUCCACUGCAGUGAAUGGGUGCCCAAAAAAUCCACAAGUAAUUUGUUUAUUUGGUUUUAUAAUGUUAAUAAAUGGACUGGAAUUGUAUGGAUUACUUGUAGAUUAUUAUGAUGUUUUUAUCAGCUGUCUGCACUCUUCUGACAACCCAUUUACUUGUAUCUCGAAAUCUGUUCUGGUGAACAAACAAAUGGUCCCACUAUAUAUUAGGUGUCAUUAAUUAGAGUCAUUAAUUAAUGGGAGUGUGGGGGAGAGUUGUGGUCUGGGGUGGUAUGGCAGCAGCUAUGUUUUGGUAAAUGGUAAGGUUUUUCCCAACUGUUUCUAAUUAAACAAACCUAAUUCAACUCAUCAGCCUGUUAGUAAGGAUUUCAAGACCAGAAAUAGAUGGGUUAGAUGAGGGAGAAUGUAUACUGUUGGUGUGCCUCUAGGAAUAGGAUUGGGAAACACUAUAUAUGAACAGAUAUAUGUUUUGCAAGUAAGUAAUGACUAUACUUCCUUUAUGGCUUCAAUCAACAUGUCUCUUGAA